AUGAAUCGGCCAUAUUUAUUACGCGACCUUUUUUGUCACAAACAACCAUUCCCCCCCUCUCACAUUCUUUCUCGCUCUUUCUCUUUCAUAAUCACUCUCUCUUUUUGUAGUUAUUCUCUUUGUUAUCUAUUCUCCUUCUACAACUCCCUCUUUCUAAUAAUUCAUCCUUUCUUUACUUGCUACCUUUUAUAUUACUUUUUCUAUGAUGCCACACUUCUCUCGUCACUAUCAUUUUUCACUCACAUCUAUUAUUUAUUCUUUUUUUUUCAUUCUGCGUUUUCUUAUUACCAAUUUUUAUCUAUUUUCUCUAUUGCUUUUCUUUUCUUUUUUACUUUUUUCUACUUUAUUUUUCAUUCUUUUUCUUCUCUUCGUUCAUUUAUUUUCUUCAUUCAGCUUUCUUUAUAUCAAAUCACUUCAAUCAUCAAUAUCAAUUGUGAAUCGUUAAACCACGAAGACAGAAUCAUUUUCUCAGCAUUAAGGUUUGCCAUUGAAAUUCAUGCCCCAGUAUCUGCCAUUUCACACAAUGUCCUAUUUCACGCAUUUUUUGUCUUAUUAAUUACGAAUAUUCUACUUAUUGUUUUUUUUUCAUCCAAAAAAAUUUCUUUAUCUUUCUUUCUUUCUUUUUGUCUAUCUGUUUUUCUUUUUUCUUUCUCUCGUUCGUUCUUUCUUUCUUUCUUUUCUUUAUCUUUCUUUCUUUCUUUUGUCUAUCUGUUUUUCUUUUUCUUUCUCUCGUUCGUUCUUUCUUUCUUUCUUUUCUUUAUUUCUUUCUUUUUUUGUCUAUCUAUCUGUUUUUCUUUUUUCUUUCUUUCUUUCUUUCUUUUCUUUUCUUUCUUUUUUCUUUUUUUCUUUUUCUUUUUCUUUCUUUUUUUUUCUUUCUUCUUUUUUUUUUUCUUUCUUUCUUUUUUCGUUCUUUUUUUUUUCUUUCUCUUGUUCUUUCUUUUUUUUUCUUUUUGUCUAUCUGUUUUCUUUUUUUUUCUAUCUGUUUUUUUUCUUUUUCUUUUUCUUUCUUUCUUUCUUUCUUUUUUCUUUUCUUUCUUUCUUUCUUUUUGUCUAUCUGUUUUUUUUUUCUUUCUCUCGUUCGUUCUUUCUUUCUUUCUUUUCUUUAUCUUUCUUUUUUCUUUUUUUGUCUAUCUGUUUUUCUUUUUUCUUUCUCUCGUUCGUUCUUUCUUUCUUUCUUUUCUUUUUUUCUUUCUUUUUUUUUGUCUAUCUGUUUUUUCUUUUUUUCUUUUUCGUUCGUUUUUCUUUCUUUCUUUUCUUUAUCUUUCUUUCUUUCUUUUUUUUUCUGUUUUCUUUUCUUUUUUUCUUUUUUCUUUCUCUCGUUCGUUCUUUCUUUCUUUCUUUUUUCUUUCUUUUUCUUUCUUUUUUUCUUUCUUUUUUCUUUAUCUUUCUUUCUUUCUUUUUAUCUUUUUUUUUUUUCUUUCUCUAUCUUUUCUUUUCUUUCUUUCUUUUUUUUCUUUUUUCUUUCUUUCUUUCUUUUUGUCUAUCUGUUUUUUCUUUUUCUUUCUCUCGUUCGUUCUUUCUUUCUUUCUUUUCUUUAUCUUUCUUUCUUUCUUUUGUCUAUCUGUUUUUCUUUUUCUUUCUCUCGUUCUUUCUUUCUUUCUUUUCAUUAUCUUUCUUUCUUUCUUUUCUCUAUCUGUUUUUCUUUUCUUUCUCUUUCAUUUCUUUCUGUUUUUUCUUUUUCUUUCUUUCUUUCUUUUGUCGUUUCUAUCUGUUUUUCUUUUUUUUCUUUCUUUUCUUUUUUCUUUUCUUUCUUUCUUUUUUUGUCUAUCUGUUUUUCUUUUUCUUUUCUCGUUCGUUCUUUCUUUCUUUCUUUUCUUUUCUUUCUUUCUUUCUUUUUUCUAUCUUUUUCUUUUUUUUCUAUCUUUUGUUUUCUUUUUUUCUUUUCUUUCUCUUUCUUUCUUUCUUUUUUUUCUUUUCUUUUUCUUUCUCGUUUCUUUCUUUUUGUCUAUCUCUUUUUUCUUUUUGUUUCUCUCGUUCGUUCUUUCUUUCUUUCUUUCUUUUCUUUAUCUUUCUUUCUUUCUUUUUGUCUAUCUGUUUUUCUUUUUUCUUUCUCUCGUUCGUUCUUUCUUUCUUUCUUUUCUUUAUCUUUCUUUCUUUCUUUUUGUCUAUCUGUUUUUCUUUUUUCUUUCUCUCGUUCGUUCUUUCUUUUUCUUUUUCUUUUCUUUAUCUUUUCUUUCUUUUUUCUUUUUGUCUAUCUGUUUUUCUUUUUUCUUUCUCUCGUUCGUUCUUUCUUUCUUUCUUUUCUUUAUCUUUCUUUCUUUCUUUUUGUCUAUCUGUUUUUCUUUUUUCUUUCUCUCGUUCGUUCUUUCUUUCUUUUCUUUAUCUUUCUUUCUUUCUUUUUGUCUAUCUGUUUUUCUUUUUUCUUUCUCUCGUUCGUUCUUUCUUUCUUUCUUUUCUUUAUCUUUCUUUCUUUCUUUUUGUCUAUCUGUUUUUCUUUUUUCUUUCUCUCGUUCGUUCUUUCUUUCUUUCUUUUCUUUAUCUUUCUUUCUUUCUUUUUGUCUAUCUGUUUUUCUUUUUUCUUUCUCUCGUUCGUUCUUUCUUUCUUUCUUUUCUUUAUCUUUCUUUCUUUCUUUUUGUCUAUCUGUUUUUCUCUUUUUCUUUUUUUCUUUCGUUCUUUCUUUCUUUCUUUUUGUCUUCUUUUUCUUUUUCUUUUCUUUCUUUUUUUCUUUCUUUUUUUCUUUUUUCUUUCUUUCUUUUCGUUCUGUUUUCUUUUUCUUUCUCUUUCGUUUUUCUUUCUUUCUUUCUUUAUCUUUCUUUCUUUUUUUGUCUAUCUGUUUUUUUUUUUUUCUUUCUUUCUUUCUUUCUUUUCUUUUCUUUCUUUCUUUUCUUUUAUCUUUCUUUUUUUCUUUUUUGUCUAUCUGUUUUUCUUUUUUCUUUCACUCGUUCGUUCUUUCUUUCUUUCUUUUCUUUAUCUUUCUUUCUUUCUUUUUGUCUAUCUGUUUUUCUUUUUUCUUUCUCUCGUUCGUUCUUUCUUUCUUUCUUUUCUUUAUCUUUCUUUCUUUCUUUUUGUCUAUCUGUUUUUUUCCUUUUUUCUUUCUCUCGUUCGUUCUUUCUUUCUUUCUUUUCUUUUUUUCUUUCUUUCUUUUUGUCUAUUGUUUUUUUUUUUUCUUUUUCGUUUUCUUUUUUCUUUCUUUUCUUUUCUUUCUUUCUUUUUUGUCUAUCUGUUUUUCUUUUUUUCUUUUUUCUCUCGUUCUUUUCUUUCUUUCUUUCUUUUCUUUUCUUUCUUUCUUUUUCUUUUUUUUCUAUCUGUUUUUCUUUCUUUUUUCUUUCUCUCGUUCUGUUUUCUUUUUUUCUUUCUUUCUUUUCUUUUUUCUUUCUUUUCUUUUCUUUCUUUUUUUUUUUAUCUAUCUGUUUUUCUUUUUCUUUCUCUCGUUCGUUCUUUCUUUCUUUCUUUUCUUUAUCUUUCUUUCUUUCUUUUUUGUCUAUCUGUUUUUUUUUUUCUUUCUCUCGUUCGUUCUUUCUUUCUUUCUUUUCUUUAUCUUUCUUUCUUUCUUUUUUGUCUAUCUGUUUUUCUUUUUUUUCUUUCUCAUUCGUUUCUUUCUUUCUUUUCUUUUCUUUCUUUCUUUCUUUUUGUCUUUCUGUUUUCUUUUUCUUUUCUUUUGUUCUAUUUUUCUUUUCUUUAUUUUCUUUUUUCUUUUUGUCUAUCUGUUUUCUUUUUCUUUUCUUUCGUUUCUUUCUUUCUUUCUUUUCUUUAUCUUUCUUUCUUUCUUUUUGUCUAUCUGUUUUUCUUUUUUCUUUCUCUCGUUCGUUCUUUCUUUCUUUCUUUUCUUUAUCUUUCUUUCUUUCUUUUUGUCUAUCUGUUUUUCUUUUUUCUUUCUCUCGUUCGUUCUUUCUUUCUUUCUUUUCUUUAUCUUUCUUUCUUUCUUUUUGUCUAUCUGUUUUUUUUUUUUUCUUUUUCUCUCGUUCUUUCUUUCUUUCUUUCUUUUUCUUUCUUUCUUUCUUUUUGUCUAUCUGUUUUUUUUUUCUUCUCUCGUUUUCUUUUUUUUUUUUUUUCUUUUCUUUCUUUCUUUCUUUUUGUCUUCUGUUUUUCUUUUUCUUUCUUUCUUUCUUUCUUUCUUUCUUUUCUUUAUUUCUUUUUUUCUUUUUUGUCUAUCUGUUUUCUUUUUCUUUCUUUUUCUUUUCUUUUUCUUUUCUUUUUCUUUCUUUUUGUCUAUCUGUUUAUCUUUCUUUUUCGUUUUUUCUUUCUUUCUUUUUUUUCUUUCUUUCUUUCUUUUUGUUUCUGUUUUCUUUCUUUCUUUCUUUUUUAUCUUUCUUUCUUUUCUUUCUUUUUCUUUUUGUUCUAUCUUUUUUUUCUUUUUUUUUUUCUCGUUCGUUUUCUUUCUUUCUUUUUUUCUUCUUUCUUUCUUUCUUUCUUUCUUUUUGUCUAUCUGUUUUUUUUUUUUUCUUUCUCUCUUUCUUUCUUUCUUUCUUUCUUUCUUUUUUCUUUAUCUUUCUGUUUUCUUUUUUCUUUUUGUCUAUCUUUCUUUUUUCUUUUCUUUUUCUUUCUUUUUUUGUCUAUCUGUUUUUUUUUUUCUUUUCUUUCUUUUCUUUCUUUCUUUUUCUUUUCUUUCUUUUUUCUUUCUUUUUUUUCUGUUUUCUUUUUUUCUUUUCUCUCGUUCGUUCUUUCUUUCUUUUUCUUUUCUUUAUCUUUCUUUCUUUUCUUUUUGUCUUCUGUUUUUUUUUCUUUCUCUCAUUUCUUUUUUCUUUUUUUCUUUUCUUUCUUUCUUUCUUUUUUCUUUUUUUCUUUUUCUUUCUCGUUUUUCUUUCUUUCUUUUUUCUUUAUCUCUUUCUUUCUUUUUUCUUUCUGUUUUCUUUUUCUUUCUUCUUUCUUUCUUUUCUUUUUUCUUUUCUUUCUUUUCUUUUUUUGUCUAUCUGUUUUUCUUUUUCUUUCUCUCGUUCGUUCUUUCUUUCUUUCUUUUCUUUUCUUUUUUCUUUCUGUUUUUUUUUUUCUAUCUUCGUUUUUUCUUUUUUCUUUUCUUUCUUUCUUUCUUUUGUCUAUCUGUUUUUCUUUUUCUUUCUUUCUUUUCUUUUUUCUUUUCUUUUCUUUCUUUUUUUUUUGUCUAUCUGUUUUUUCUUUUUCUUUCUCUCGUUCGUUCUUUCUUUCUUUCUUUUCUUUUUUCUUUUUUCUUUUUAUCUGUUUUUCUUUUUCUUUUCUCGUUCGUUCUUUCUUUCUUUCUUUUCUUUAUCUUUUUCUUUCUUUCUUUUUGUCUAUCUGUUUUCUUUUUCUUUCUCUCUUUCGUUUUUCUUUUUUCUUUCUUUUUCUUUCUUUUUUUGUCUAUCUGUUUUUUUUUUUCUUUUUCUUUCUCUCUUUCUUUCUUUUCUUUCUUUCUUUCUUUUCUUUUUUUCUUUCUUUCUUUCUUUUUUUGUCUAUCUUUUUUUUUCUUUUUUUUUCUCUCGUUUUCUUUCUUUUUCUUUCUUUCUUUUCUUUAUCUUUCUUUCUUUCUUUUUUUGUCUAUCUGUUUUUCUUUUUCUUUUCUCGUUCGUUCUUUCUUUUUUUUCUUUCUUUUUCUUUAUCUUUCUUUCUUUCUUUUUUGUCUAUCUGUUUUUCUUUUUUCUUUCUCGUUUCUUUCUUUCUUUCUUUCUUUUCUUUAUCUUUCUUUUUCUUUCUUUUUGUCUAUCUGUUUUUCUUUUUCUUUCUUUCUCUCGUUCGUUCUUUCUUUCUUUUUCUUUAUCUUUCUUUCUUUCUUUUUGUCUAUCUGUUUUUCUUUUUUCUUUCUCUCGUUCGUUCUUUCUUUCUUUCUUUUCUUUAUUUCUUUCUUUUCAUCAUAA
This is a messenger RNA of Acanthosepion pharaonis, 5748 nucleotides long. NCBI's taxonomy places the organism in Eukaryota, Metazoa, Mollusca, Cephalopoda, Sepiida, Sepiidae. The record is from the annotation of a GenBank genome assembly.